AGCUAUUUAUUGCCUUUAAAGCAAAGCAAAUAUAAAACAUAUAAAUAUAAAUUUUAUUAAUCAUCGCCUCAAGCUAUCUUUACAACCAUUAUUGUCUGAAUGAGCUAUGUUUAUUGAUCCUAAGUUCUGGUGCUAAAUGUGAUAAUACCUAUAACAUUUUUGCUGGUCUUUCAUCUCAAAAUAGCAUAUUGUAAAUGUACAAGCUGGAAUCGCGCUGGAAUAAACGCGGAAUCAAAAAGUGCCCUAAAUGUGGCACGUUCAAUGGAAAUCGAGCAAUCAGUUGUAAGAAUAGAACAUGUCAACAGGCACUCAGUCGUCGUCGCCCGGACCCGAUUAAAAAUGGUCAUUUUGGUGCAGUUCAAAUUAAACAUGCGCUGGAACAAACGGUAAAAAUCUAUAGCAUCCGUAAGCUGAACGGUACAAAACUGGUCCGAGGCUUCGUGGAAAUUCGAGAUUGCAUGGACAAAGUUCAAGAUCAGUUACUGCAAUUGAAAACCGCAAUCUGCUACGUGGAUUGUCAACCUCAUGCAGAUCAGGAGGGAACUUGUCAGCAUGUGCGGGUAGCAUCCGUGACGCAAGAACGGGCAGAGGAAAUGGCUUUUGACAGCGGCAAUCUACAAAAGCUCAACAUAAAUACCGCGAUACGAGAUGCGAUUUUGAAGCAACAGUUGAAAUGCAGAUCAGAGGAAACUCCGUUGGUGCAAAAGGUUUCCGCUGACACCUUUGUGGUAAGGUGUGAUGACAAACAUCAUCCAUCAGUACCAUUUUGUCACGUGCAGCUGAUGUAUCCAGACCGUAUAAUCUACGAUUGCCAAGUUGCAGAUAAUGAAGAAGAGUCCACUUCCUGCCAUCAUGCGUUUGUUGUUGCAGCGGCUAUUCUCAGCACUCCAAAGUAUUAUCCGGUAUUUAAAGAAAUCAUUGAUCGUUUCGUCAUCUCUAGUGAUGUACCGCAAGAGAAAUUUGUUCCAAGUGAAAUCUCGGUUCUGAACGGUGCAAUUUUUCUAACUAGCAGUCCUACUAUUACUGACAAUAGUUCACAAGACAUCCAAAACAGUGAUAAACUUUUGCUUGCUACAAUCGAAAAAUCUGACAUCCAGUUAAUUGACUGUAAUCUUGCCUUCCAAUCUGAAUUGGGUAAUAUGUGCUUCGCUGGUCCCGGUGACGAGACUCCCGCUCGCGUAUCUCCCAUUAUCGAGCUGGUUAAUAGUAAUGAAAACAGCAUCUGUGGUGCAGAGGCAUUUGCAGCUGAUUAUGAGGAUAACUUGCAAUUGAUGGAUUGCCAAAUAGAGUUGAUGGAUCAGUUCAGUCUCACAGAUCGCAUCGAUUUUUGUCCGUCGGACGUUGAGCUCAGUGAUGAUAAUCUCGUCACUGAUAAAUGUUUGGAUUCCCCGGUGGUCAGUAGUGAGCACUUGACGGAAACGGUAUCCAGUUCGGCGAAACAAUCGAAGCCUAAAUUGUUGGAGAUUACGACAAAGAAAGGUGCUUUGAAACAGUCGGCUAAAGUGGCUAAAGAGAAGCUCAAGAAAGGAAGCUAUAAUGUGAGAAGGCUUAUGAAGAUUCUAGAGUCAAACGGCGUUGUGUUCAAUCGUCUGAAGAGGAGUAGAGCAAUGGAACUUGCUGCUGCUGAGGAUAGGCCAUUAUCAGCUGGUACUUUACCAUCCUAUGAAGCUACCGUCUGCAAUUUGUCUUUUACUAGUUGGUUGGAACAUGUGAUAGAACAGUUGAAUUCCGUAAUGGAAUAUGAUGGUGAUGGCAAGCCACCUCCGCAGGUUUUUAGCAUUCAUGAGGACUUUUUCAGGUGUCUUCGGGCACGUUUCUCGGUUGGGCAUACGUACCGGAUGCCAGAUCACGACUUGGUGCUAAGUCAAGGAGUAAGAAAAGGGCUUCUUUGUCAGGUUUAUAACUUUUCAUGUUACAAGAGCUUACGUAACGCGUUGAAAACGGAUAAGAUAGCUCUUAAAUUCGAAAAAUCAUUCUGUCGAACCGCCGAUGGUACAUUCGAAGAAAUUGACCUGUCCGAUGCACCAUCCAGUAGUCAGGUGCACGCGACUAAAGGACUUCUAAUCAAGGCACAUCAAUACAAGACGUACAUCAAAAUGGGCGCCUAUCGGAGCGAUCCCAGCGGAAGGGUUUACUAUUUCGUUAUCGAGUGGAUCGCAGGAACGCUGCCCCGCAGUGGAUUCGGAGAGCUACGGAUCACGCUAGAAUAUGGACACAAAGAGAAUCAUCUACACGUAGACCCGCCUGUUGGGACGUCUCUUCGGAAUGGCAUUUCGGUACUGGAAAAAGGACCCAGCUGAUAGGUUCCAUAAAUUUUGCGAUAUAAUAGACUUGGAAUGUGUACACUAUAUACAUUGCAGGAUAAAAUAGCACCUCUUACACGCUAACAAGAGUAAUAAAUAUCUCCGGUAUC
Molecule: messenger RNA, 2413 nt
Organism: Sabethes cyaneus
Lineage: Eukaryota; Metazoa; Arthropoda; Insecta; Diptera; Culicidae
Exons: 5
Coding region: 195-2300 (701 amino acids)
Cellular component (GO): nucleus
Source: RefSeq, a predicted model, not a curated record